Messenger RNA from Macadamia integrifolia, 939 nucleotides. RefSeq names its product calcium-binding protein CML37-like. NCBI's taxonomy places the organism in Eukaryota, Viridiplantae, Streptophyta, Magnoliopsida, Proteales, Proteaceae. The record is from RefSeq and is a predicted model, not a curated record. The transcript has a single exon. The coding region runs from base 109 to 555 and encodes 148 amino acids. Gene Ontology annotation, molecular function: calcium ion binding.
GUUCGAACUUCACUUACAAAUAUCUCUAGUCUCUACUAAUUCAACUUCCAUAAUUUUAUUUCUCUCUCAAUUCAAAUCCAAGUUCACCCAAAUUUCAAGCUUAUAGAGAUGAUGAGGAAGGUGGAGAAGCGUUCUCUAUCUGUCAAUCCUGAUUACAACCACCUCGAACGGUUGUUCCGGUACUUCGAUGAGGACGGUGACGGCAAGAUAUCAGCGACGGAGUUACAAAGUUGUGUGAGGACUGUGGGCGGCGAGCUGUCGACUGAAGAGGCAGUGGCGGUGGUGGGAUCGUCGGAUUCCGAUGGUGAUGGGUUGCUUGGUUUGGAUGAUUUUGCAAGGUUGAUGGAAGGGGAUGGAGAGGAGGACUUGAGGGAGGCAUUUGGGAUGUAUGCGAUGGAUGGGUGUGAUUUUAUAACUGCCAAGAGCUUGAAGAGGAUGCUGAGUCGACUUGGUGAGUCGAGGACGAUUCGGGAGUGUAAAGGCAUGAUUAGUGUCUACGAUUUGAAUGGGGAUGGCGUACUUACCUUCGAGGAGUUUAGAGCUACGAUGCGUUAAUUAAAUAAAAAGGCCACUCACUCCCUUCCUUCUGUUCUACAUUUUUCUAUGACGGAGUUUCCAAACCUAAAUCCAUUCCCUCUUCUUCUUCUUCCUUUAACUCUCAUGGCCGCUGCCCCUUCAUGCAAAUUCCAUCGCUGCCCACCACUAGCCGCCGCUGCUCUCCCUAGUGCGAGAACCACCUGCAAUCUCCCCUCCCACCGAAAACCCUAUCAUAGUCUAUUUGGGCCACUUGGUGGGGUAGGGGAUCUCCAGAUCCUUGAUUGUGCGUUGAAGGAAAACUUCUUCUUUACUAUGUAAAUUGUUACUAUGUAAAUUGAUUUUUUUUUUUUCUUAUGAAUUAUUUAUUCAUUCUUUUAAUAAAUUCAUUAAAUAGUUGGAUGA